AUGCAAGAACAGAACCCCGAGCAUUAUUCGUCCCUGGCGGCCCGAUACGAAAAGGCUUUCUCACAGAACCCCGCUCUAAGCAAGUUCCUCCAGACCAUCCUCACUCACCUCCCAGAAACGUCCGCAGUCCUGGACGUAGGCUGUGGCACAGGCAGACCCGUAGCUGUCACUCUUGCACAAGCGGGGCAUCAUGUCACUGGCGUCGAUUUCUCACCUGAGAUGAUUAACCUCAUUAGCAAAACCGUCCCGGAUGGUUCCUUCGAGCUUGCUGAUAUGCGACACUAUGAACCACCCGACGGAAUGCAGUUCCACGCCGUGUUGAAUAUAUUGUCUCUUUUCGUCUUGGACCGCGAGGAGAUUGAGGCGCUGGUGCAACGCCAGGUGUCAUGGCUCAGGCCCGGCGGAUUGCUCUGUGUUGCCACCAUCGCCGCAGAGGAUAUACCGAAGGAGAAGAUGAACGGCGGAUUCGGAGAGGAUGGGUUGUGUGCGCGGAAGAUUCCUUGGAGAUUCCUGGGCGAAGAUGUCACAAUCUCAGUUCUGUUCACACGAAAUGGAUGGAAGAAGACAUUGGCAGAUGCAGGAUUAGAGAUCGUGCAUACUCAGGGGGAGUUGUUCGUUCCCCCUAAAGAGUCAGAUACAGACGAAGAACCAGAGCUCUUCAUCAUCGCGAAGAAGUUGGGAUGA
Molecule: messenger RNA, 684 nt
Organism: Phaeoacremonium minimum UCRPA7
Lineage: Eukaryota; Fungi; Ascomycota; Sordariomycetes; Togniniales; Togniniaceae
Product: putative type 11 methyltransferase protein
Exons: 1
Coding region: 1-684 (227 amino acids)
Source: RefSeq, a predicted model, not a curated record